This is a messenger RNA of Procambarus clarkii (red swamp crayfish), 2461 nucleotides long. RefSeq names its product major facilitator superfamily domain-containing protein 3. Gene Ontology annotation, biological process: transmembrane transport. Gene Ontology annotation, cellular component: membrane. Gene Ontology annotation, molecular function: transmembrane transporter activity. The record is from RefSeq and is a predicted model, not a curated record. NCBI's taxonomy places the organism in Eukaryota, Metazoa, Arthropoda, Malacostraca, Decapoda, Cambaridae.
CCUGUCGAAAUGUGGCCUCUAGUAGGGCAGUGUACGAAAUGAACAUAAACAAACAGGCCCGGGUCACGGGCGAUAUUUUGGGUGUUGGAAGGUAUUGUCCUCUGUUAACCCUUCAUGCAAACUGGACCUACUAUGAACAAGAAGACAAGAUCGUCCUCUGAUCAAAUCACACAUGAUCACAUAUACUGUUGAAACAAUCUAUCUUUUUCCCAGUAGUAGAGUCGGGUGUCUAUGUCUGUUCUGUAGUAAAGGCCCUGCACAGUACAGUCCUAGUGGGGCCUCACCAGUGCUAGUAGAUAUAGCUGAAGAAUGAUUUUUUGUGCUGCUAUUGCAGGGUAUAAAAUGGAAGACAACAUCCUAGAAGAGCAUCUGUCACUUGAAAUGUUUUAAGGAUAUGUUCCCAUGGACUCCAUCUACAUUCCAGCCAUCUUGAGUUGAUUUUUGGGAGUUAGUUGACCAAAAUGUGGAAAUUGGCACAUAUGAAGAAAGCAGUUCCACUUGCUUCCUUGGGAUGGCUCUAUCUUGUCCAAGGAAUCCCAUAUGGCCUUCAAGACAAAUUCAUUCCUGUUCAACUCCGAUCACUUGGACUGCAGUAUUCAAGUGUUUCCUUAUUAAAAAUACUAUUAGUGCCUUGGAUUGCUAAAGGCUUAUGGGCACCCAUAGUGGAGGUAUGGGGUGGGAGACAUCGCUGGCUGGUGUGCUCCCUUCUCGCCCUAGCUGGGUCUUCUUAUGCAGGUUCGUAUAUUGCCCCAGAUGAUGUGUUGAGCAUAGGAUGUAUGUUGCUGGCUCUUAAUGUAUUCUCUGCUGUGCAAGAUGUUGCAGUUGACGGAUUAGCUCUUCAAGUACUUACUCAAGAUCAACUUGGGCUGGGAAACACCAUUCAAGUGGUCCUUUACAAAGUGGGUUGCUUUGUGGGCGGUGCAGGACUUACCCACCUGCUGGUUAUUACAGAUUGGACGAUAACCUUCACUAUCUUAGCUUUUUUAUAUUUCUGUACUGCGGUUUGGGCUACAUACCUGCCCAAUAAAAGUAUCAUACCAGGGGCCUGCUGUAAACAAGAUACAAAAGAUGAUAGCUGUUCCAAUAAUACGUAUUCUAAAAGAGAGAGGCUUGCUUAUCCCACAAAGGAAUGUACUGGGCAAGAUUACGCUAUGAAGAAAAAUACUGGACAGGAUCGUACCACGAAGGAAAAUACUGAGCAGGAUCCUGCCUCUGCGUUGUCUUUGCAUAGCCAAGGUGAUCCACAAACAAAACAAGUAUUUUCUAUUUUAAAGGAAGUCAUUAAUACUCCAGGUACACUUUGGUUAAGUGUUUAUGUUUUGCUGUAUAAAAUGGGUGAGAGAGGGGCCAUAAACAACAUGCCAUUAUAUCUACUAGAUAAAGGUUUAUCCAAACAAAGUUUAGCCUUUUGGAAUGGAACUGUUUGUCAGGGGCUUUCAAUAAUAGGGUCAUUUUAUGGGGGUAUUGUUUUGUUAAAACCAAAUGUUAACAAUAAGACUAUGUUAAUUAAACAUUCCACUUAUAGACUAGUUUCUGUUAUGAUACAGUAUCUUGUGAUAAUAUUUUUUGAGCUUUUUAGAAAUUUCAAUACAUCUGUUUUACAUUCCAUAGGCAUUGUAUCUUUAUGUUCAAUUAGCUACAGUAGUGGAGUGAUAUCCACAGCAUCAUUUACACUUAUGAUGACAGUCAGCAGAGAGUGCAGUGUGUCCACACAAGCAAGUCAUUAUAGCGCACUGGCUUCUGUUGAGGUUGCUGGGAAACUGCUUUUCGCAACACUUGCCGGUUUUAUUAUUGAUUAUGUUGGGAUGUCAUGGACAUUUGCAUUACUAAUAAUCUUGUGUACAAUUCCUUUAAUAGUUUUAAAAGCUAUGCCUGAAAAGCUGUGUCAUUUAAAAGAAGAAUAAUAGUGUAUUUUUCUUACUAUUUUCAUUAAUGUGUUGCAAUGUUUUAAAAUGUGGAUGUUAUGUCAAUUUCAGAUAGAGGUCUUCUUUUGUCAUUAUUAUAAAGAGAUUUAAAUAUGAAGGACAUAGCUAGUCAUAAAUUAAAUGCACAUUGUGAAUGAAAUGGCAUAUGAUGAAUUAUUCAAUAUAGUAAUGGCUAAACUACAAUAAUUUUUUAGUUUAUGGAAUAAUAUAUUAACUAAAUACAACAUGCUGUAGUAUUAUGUACAUCAUAUAUUAUUUAAUAUACAGUAUAUAUAAAACGGGUAAAUUUAUUACGUAUCCAUUAUUAUUCUUCUGUCCUAAAUAAAGGAAGGGAUUAAAAAUAUUUAAUUUACAUUCUCUAAGAAGGCAAAUGGUAAGGGGUGGCAUAAUUGAAAUAAUACAAAUUAAUAGGAGACUAAAUAUAACACAAAACAGUGGAUACAAACGGGUUAAGUUCAGAUUUAGAAAAAUGUUGCUAAAUGUUUGUUUGGGAAUUGAGAUGUACUGUAUAUUUAUGGAAUAAAUUACUUGCAGCA